Acanthosepion pharaonis is the source of this 606-nucleotide messenger RNA. NCBI's taxonomy places the organism in Eukaryota, Metazoa, Mollusca, Cephalopoda, Sepiida, Sepiidae. The record is from the annotation of a GenBank genome assembly.
AUGUCAAUAUUUACUUUCAUUCGCAAAUGUAUUUUAACAUAUUAUUUCCCUACAACUCUCUCCCGCCUUCUACUUUCCUAUUCUUUCACCCCCUCCUUCUUCUCCUCAUCCUCUUUCUACAAUUCCAUCACUCCUCCUCGCUUACUAUUCCUUCUACUCCUCUUGCUACAACCCUCUCUUCCAUCCAUUCUUCUUAUUCUUUCUCCGCCUCCUUCCUAUAACUCUUUCACAUGCUCCCUUCCUAUUCUUUCUCUUCCCUUCAUCUUUCAAUUCUUUCCCUCUCCUUCUCUUCUAUUCUUUCGCUUCUUCCUCUUCCUACAACUUCCUCCCCCUUUCCUAUUCUUUCUCUUCCUCCUAUUACUACAACUCUCCUGUAUCCUUCUUUUCUACUCUUUCCUUUGCUCUUUUUCCUGCUUUUCUAUUUUCUUCCCCUCCUCUUCCUACAACACUCUCCCGCUUGCUUCUUUCCUAUUAUUUCGCCUCUUCCUCUUCCUACAACUCUCUCCCGCCUCCUCAUUUUCUAAUCUUUCUCCUCCUACUUCUCUUUCUACAACCCUCUAUCCUUCCUCCCUUUCUAUUUGUUUUUAUCCUCUUCCUACAAGUUGA